This is a messenger RNA of Paralichthys olivaceus (Japanese flounder), 3161 nucleotides long. NCBI's taxonomy places the organism in Eukaryota, Metazoa, Chordata, Actinopteri, Pleuronectiformes, Paralichthyidae. The record is from RefSeq and is a predicted model, not a curated record.
AUGAUUACCUCUCCAAUGCUAAUCGGCAUACCUGCAUCCCUCUUACUUUUUCUGCCUUCUCCAGCUAAAGCAGAGGGAGACGUCCCUCCGUCGCCAGCAUCCUCCCACCACAGCAGCACCCAGGCGCCCAGCCUAACAGAGGAGAUCGGCAAGCGCACCCCACAGGGCAGCCAGAACUCCCUCAACACCGUCAGCUCCGGCAGCGGCUCCACCUCUGGCAUCGGCAGCGGGGGAGGGGGUGGAGGGGCAGGGGGCAGCGGCAACACCGUCGUCUCGGCCGUGGCUGCCACCACCUCCUCCCAGCCCCUCAAUGUCAACUCCACUUCCGCCCCCUCCUCCACCAUGCAGCCAUACGACGUGGAGAUCCACCGCGGCGAGAACGAAGGAUUCGGCUUUGUCAUCGUCUCGUCCGUGUCGCGGCCCGAAGCUGGCACCACAUUUGCUGGCAAUGCAUGUGUUGCCAUGCCCCACAAAAUAGGGCGCAUCAUCGAGGGGAGCCCGGCAGACCGCUGCGGGAAGCUGAAGGUUGGCGACCGCAUCCUGGCCGUGAACGGAUGCUCCAUCACCAAUAAGUCGCAUUCUGACAUUGUCAACCUCAUCAAGGAGGCCGGGAACACCGUCACGCUACGCAUCAUUCCUGGAGACGAGUCGUCAAAUGCAUCUUUGUUGACCAAUGCAGAGAAGAUUGCCACCAUAACCACCACUCACACACCUCAGCAACAGGCCGCCCCGGAGGCCAGGAACAACACCAAACCAAAACAAGAAUCGUUUGAAUUCAAACCCCCACAAGGACCUCCUCCCCAGCCCCCGACACAAGUCUCAUCUCAGGACACUGAGUUCUACUCAGUGGACCUGGAUCGAGACAACAAAGGCUUUGGCUUCAGUCUGCGCGGAGGCAGAGAAUACAACAUGGACCUGUACGUGCUGAGGCUAGCUGAGGACGGAGCGGCCGUACGCAACGGAAAGAUGAGGGUUGGUGAUGAGAUCUUGGAGAUCAACGGCGAGAGCACAAAGGGCAUGAAGCACGCACGAGCCAUCGAGCUCAUCAAGAGCGGAGGCCGGCGCGUCCAUCUGGUGCUCAAGAGGGGUGACGGCUCUGUGCCGGAAUAUGACGGCAGCCCUAACAACAGCAUCACAGCCAACGCAGCCGCAGGGUUACAAAACGCUGCGGAAGUGAACACCCUACCCCCAACCAACGCACCAUCGGAGUUAAGUUACCCACCAGAACCCCAACAACCAUCCCGGAGCAAGAAGGAGUCGGGUCACAAGUCUACCCGCACCGGCAAGCAGCACCAUUCCAAGCACCGCCACAGCUCCCCUCACAAGAAAACCAGCACGGGAAAACACAAGGAGAAAAAGUCUACUGUCAAGCUGUUUAAGAAGAAGGAUGGCAAGGGGAGUGACAACCACCACCACCACCAUUCCAGCGGGCACCACCGUAGUCGCCACCGUUCGCCCGACAGGAGGCAUGGCAGGUCUCGUAGCGCAGACAACACCCUUGAUAGCCAUCAGAAGGGUCGCUCACCUGACAGACACCAUGGCCACCACCGCCACCGCUCUCCCUAUCGUUCUCCUUAUCGCUCGCCUCGCCGCCACAGGUCUCCCCACAGGUCUCCCCACAGGUCUCCCCACAGGUCUCCCCACCGCUCUCGGCACCACUCCCCCACAAGACGCCACGCCCACUCCUCAGACCCCUACCGCCGGUACGCCUCCCCAGAGAGACCGAGCCACAGCAAUGAAAAGCCCAACAGUGCUGUGGCCGUAUUGAAGGAGCCAUCUAAGGCUCCUGAACUCAGCCUCCCUUUUGAGGACAGCAUCCUCCGAGAGCCCCCGGCUCUGGACCGCCUGAACCGAGAGGCCACGGUUCCAUCAUUGCACAGGGAGGAUCACCUGUACGGCGAGGAUAGCCUGCUGUUGAGAGCCUCCUCCAUGGACAGAGCCUACAAGGGGGACAGCCUGCUGAGGGACAUGGCGUCUCGGGGCCAGAGAGACGCCACCUUACCCAGAGUGCGCACCCCUGACUCAGAUUCAGCCUACAAGAGGUACAGCUCACUGCUGAGGGGGCGCUCACCUGAGAGGACUGAGAGGGACGGGCGCUACGCCAGCAGAGAUAGUACUCCAGAGAGCGAAUACGGAGCCCGAAGCCUGGGACGUGACAUCUCCCCGAUCAGGAGUCCCAGGAGAGACGACUCGGAAGAUGAAGAGGAUGAUGACAAUUUCGUAGCGGCUAAGGUGAGAGAGUACUACAGCACGCUCAAGACCGACACCAGUCAGUCGUCCAGGCCCUCGCUCCCUGAGCCCAAGAAGACCUACAAGGACAACCCCAAAGACCUGAGUAUCUGAUUGGAUGACUGUCAGCCAAUCAAAGCAAGCAACCCACAAUACACCUCAAGUACUAGCUCAUAUUACCACUUGGUUCUACAGAAAUGCACCCAGCUAUGUAUACACACAAACGUACAUUAACACAGCUGCACACACACAUUAUGUAACAGCGUUGAGUUACGAACAAGACAGUGAUUCCAAAAUGAUUUUUUUUGAAAGCUGUUUAUUUUUCUUUUCUUCGAUUGUAUGUUUUAUUUUUUUUCUCCCUUGUUUUUGUUGAAGCAUUCUACAUUUACAGUAACUCAGACUUUUCCAGAAAAUGUAAAACCAUAAAAAACAAUGAUGUGCCUAACAGUUCCAUUAACGAGCAACCUUUUUUUUUCCAAUUUUAAUUAUUUGAUAUGUGGCAGGCGCUUUGUGACGCGCUGUCAGGUGAAGACAUGUAUGUACUUUUCCACAUGGAUCCCAUGGAAGAACCGUGCACCUGGAUGACUGUAACUGGUGCUCACAAUGAUGCUGUGCAUGUCUCUACCGGUUUCAAUGUCUCUUUCUCUCUAUUCUCUCUCUCUCUCUCUCUCUCUCUCUUCUCUCUCUCUCUCUCUCUCUCUCUCUCUCUCUCUCUCUCUCUCUCUCUCUCUCUCCUGCCUUCAUUCUCUCUCUUUCUCUUUCCCCAGUGCCACUGUUUUUUAGACAUUUGACCAGACUAUAGCACAAGCCUGCAUUUGUUUGUAUAUUUUUGACAGUUUGCAGUAUGUGUACAUUCAGAGGUGAUCAUUUUAAAUGAAUGAAGGGGAAAUCAAAAGUUAACUAUGAUGAUGAUGUUAAAAUAAAAUAAUAUA